This is a messenger RNA of Habropoda laboriosa, 1044 nucleotides long. RefSeq names its product cAMP-dependent protein kinase catalytic subunit-like. The transcript has a single exon. Gene Ontology annotation, biological process: peptidyl-serine phosphorylation. Gene Ontology annotation, cellular component: cAMP-dependent protein kinase complex; nucleus. The record is from RefSeq and is a predicted model, not a curated record. The coding region runs from base 1 to 1044 and encodes 347 amino acids. NCBI's taxonomy places the organism in Eukaryota, Metazoa, Arthropoda, Insecta, Hymenoptera, Apidae. Gene Ontology annotation, molecular function: ATP binding; cAMP-dependent protein kinase activity.
AUGAGUAUAGAACGACAACGAGCCUUCAUGGAGUACGAGAAACUGUUAGACGAUCUAAGGUUGGCGUUUUUCGAAAGGUGGAAGAUCAACAGAACAAACAGCGUCAGUGAGAGCGACUUCGAACGAUUCAGAACGAUCGGAACCGGUGCGUUCGGUCGUGUUAUACUCGUGAAAUACAAACCGACCGCCACGUACUACGCGAUGAAGAUCUUGGAGAAAGCGAAAAUCGUGAAGAUGAAGCAGAUCGAUCACACGUACAACGAGAAGAAGAUACUACAGUGCGUGAGGUUUCCAUUCGUCGUCUACAUGGAGUUCUGUUUCAAAGAUAACUCGUACGUUUACAUGGUGCUACCUUAUAUCAACGGCGGCGAGAUGUUCACUCAUCUGAGACGAAUGGGGAAAUUCGACGAGUCUCUGGCAAGAUUCUACGCUGCUCAGGUGGUUCUAGCCUUAGAGUACCUCCACCAUUGCAGCCUGGUGUACAGAGACUUGAAGCCGGAGAAUAUUUUAAUUCAAAACACCGGCUACAUCCGUAUGACGGACUUCGGAUUCUGCAAAAUGAUCGACGGAAGAACGUGGACACUGUGCGGCACACCUGAGUACAUCGCGCCGGAGGUGAUUUUGUCUAAAGGCUACGGUAAAUCCGUGGACUGGUGGAGUUUCGGUGUUUUGAUUUACGAGAUGAACGCCGGUUAUCCGCCGUUUUAUUCGCGGGACCCGAUGAAGAUAUACGAGAAGAUCGUCUCGGGAAGAUAUAAAUUCGCUCAUCAUUUCGGCGAAGAAUUGAGAGAUAUUCUGAGGAACAUAUUGCAAGUGGAUCUAACUAGGCGAUACGGGAAUCUGAAGGGUGGUACGAUGGACAUCAAAGGACACAGGUGGUUCCAGUCGACCGAUUGGAAUCAGAUUUAUCAUCAGAAGAUACAGCCAAGCUUCAUACCGAAAUGCUCGUCGCCGGAUGACACCAGUAAUUUCGACGUGUACGAGGAGGAGUCGCGGAAAAUAGACGCGACUGAUCGUUACGCGAAGGAAUUUGCGAACUUCUAA